AUGCUGCUGUGUUACCGUGUGAAAAUUGAGUUCUGGUCUUAUGAAAUCACAAUUUUAGUUGCUGAUGCUGGCGGUAAUCAUACACUUCCCGAAUCUUCCAUCGUUCUUAAUGCAAUGCUAAGGACGAUGGCAGCAUUAUACAUCGACGCAUCCUCACGUUCUUUGAAAUUUUCGUACGCGCAAGAUAAAACACCAGAUGGUUGUGCUCUUUUGUGUGACAACGAUGCUGUUCGGCAAGAGUAUUUUGAGCUCAGAUCUCAGCUAAAACCGGGAAAAACCUCACGAAGAGAACCAAAUCUCCUUCGAAGGAAAACCACUGGACAGUCCCAUUUUUAUAUGUUGGGUCGUGCAACUAAAGCAGUGGAGAUGACGCGAGGUGGCCGAGAGGGAAAUAAUGCGUUUUUGAACUUUGAGUCGCAGACUGAGUGGGAGUCAGGAAAAGAUCUCGUAAUGAAUGGAAUGAGUUAUAAAGAUUUAGUCAAGGUGUCUAAGGAACCAAAUGUCUCAUCUGCCGUCAAUCUUGAUGUGAACUUCAUAGACGGCAUGGUGGUCGUAGCCGCAAGGAUGGGUUCGCUGGAUGUGGCCAGUGCUUUUGCUGAAGGACCCGCAAGUUCAAAUGGCCACGAAAGAUCAAAAAAGCUGGCGCUUGGAUGUUUUAGUUCAAUCCUUCAAGUCGUAGGGAAGAUGGCAUCGGAUUUGCGUGGAUGCUGA
Molecule: messenger RNA, 711 nt
Organism: Cylicocyclus nassatus
Lineage: Eukaryota; Metazoa; Nematoda; Chromadorea; Rhabditida; Strongylidae
Source: the annotation of a GenBank genome assembly